AGAGUGAAGUGCAAUUUUUGAAAGAUUUAGCUACUGUUUCUACCAAAUAAGCAACCCUGGAUAUACCUUUGUUUGAUAACUUUUAGCUAUCGUGUGCCGUCAAUUCAGUUAACUAAAUUUCUACUACCAAAAAUGUGUUGCCCUGUAUCGAUUAUGACAUUGAUAUUUAUGUUACCAGCAUCAUUGUUUUGUAUCAAGAUCAAUAUAAAAUAGGGUUCGAUCAAUGAACAAAACUGGUGAUAAUGAUCAAUAUUAGUUGUAAAUUUGGGAAAAUGUGCAACGCACAUGUAGAUGUGUGCUUGAGCAUGUGUACGCACGCAUUCACAUUCGUAUACAUACACAUAUACAUAAAUCUGUUUUGUUGUCUUUAUAGAAAUUCUUAGAGGUAUUGAAGAAAAUAUUACAAGCUAAGUUACUGUGAGUUUGUUUGUUGAAAAAUAUUUCAGGAAAAUCUAUAAUAUGAAAGUGAAGCGUUACCAAACUUUCCACAAAGCCUUAAAACGUACAAAUACAAGUAUACAUGAUAUUUCAUAUUCUGAUUUGAAAACAGGGCAGGGUUUUAACAUUCCCUAACUAUUUCAAGUCGAGAUAAUUAUAAUGGAAACAACAUCUAACUGUAGAGCUACUUGCCAGAAGUUGCGUCAAAAAAUUGUUAGUGUACAAAACAUACCUAUACCAUCAACCAACAGUAAUCUACCAGUAAAAGUAAUGGGCGUCAAUAGUCAGUAUUUAAAGUCAUUAUCCUUGACUGGAAGCAAUGGAUUAAAGGUAAGAAAGGAUCGUAAUUCUUCAGAAAAAUCAUCGGAAAGAAAAUACGAUUCAUUUAGUGAAAGAAAAACAAAGACUUAUGAAUGGCGGCAAAAGAAAAGGCAGCAGAAGAUAUUUAAAGCAGUACCUCGGCACUUAUCUCGGUUUAGUGAGUGGAAAAUAAAUGGCAUUUUGUCGAGCAGCUGUUCUACAGAAACAUUUCUUCAGAAGCAAUUCGAAGAUAAUGUGAAACAACGGCAAGAAUUAUUACGUCUUUAUAACGAAUGGCAAAUGCAUGUUACUCUUCAAUAUGAAGAAACAGAACAAAUUAACAAGAAAUUAUCUGGCCCAAAAUAUUUUAAAUUAUCCAAGUUUGAAACUUCAAAGAAACUGCCCAAGGUAACAAAGGAAAGUGAAGUGAAAACCAACGAGUUACUGAGAUUUUUUAAACUGCUCCAAAAUGAUGUCGUUGCUUGCUUUUUGGAAAGAGAUUCUUGUUAUCGUCUCUCCGAUAAAUAUCUUCUGGCAGAAACAUUUGUGUAUUUCAAGCGAGCAGGUUAUUUGGCCGAUAAAUAUACCUAUUAUAAUUUCUUUGUAGCUCUUUAUCUUGCCAGUGAUAUGGAGGAAGAUGAAGAGGAACUCAAAUACGAAAUAUUUCCUUGGGCUUUGGGAAAAAACUGGCCUAGUAAUUUUCCACGUUUUCUUAAAAAACGGGAUCAAUUAUUCAAGAAAAUAGGUUAUCAUGGAGUAGUUAGCCGAGUGUGCUGUGAAGAAAUAAUGUCCAUACUACCAAACAGCCAAUAUUGGCAGAGAGAAAGACCAUUACAUCAUGCUGGAGGUGUAAGAAAAACUCAUUGCUUUGAGUCCGGUGUUCAGGAGUGCAAUAAGAAAGAUGGUUAUUACUAUAAAUAUGGCAUGAAAAUGCAACCGUUCUGUUUGGCACCAAAUAAAGAUGCCAUUUCUUGUCUUUUGUGUCACCCGGAGUUAGCACCAACUCCAAAACAAAUAGCCUUUGUGGAUCCUGUAAAAGUUUGUCAUAAUGAAGACAAUCAAAUUUCUCCAAUUGUAUCUAAAUGAUCAACAGGAUCCCUUGAAUAAAGGCAUAAUUUUUGUUAAUGUCAAGAUUUUAAGGUUAAUUUUUUGUUUCUUUCCACCCACAUUUUCGUGAUUCUUUAAAAAUUACUUUGAGAUUAUUUCAUUUAUGAAUAUAUUAUUUACUGUAUUGAAGAAAAAAGUUG
This is a messenger RNA of Octopus sinensis (East Asian common octopus), 1985 nucleotides long. RefSeq names its product putative speedy protein-like protein 3. Gene Ontology annotation, biological process: positive regulation of cyclin-dependent protein serine/threonine kinase activity. The record is from RefSeq and is a predicted model, not a curated record. Gene Ontology annotation, molecular function: protein kinase binding. NCBI's taxonomy places the organism in Eukaryota, Metazoa, Mollusca, Cephalopoda, Octopoda, Octopodidae. The transcript has a single exon. Bases 598 to 1824 code for a protein of 408 amino acids.